This is a messenger RNA of Brugia malayi, 4731 nucleotides long. It is a transcript of the gene Bma-pars-1.1, whose product is annotated as bifunctional aminoacyl-tRNA synthetase, putative. Gene Ontology annotation, biological process: prolyl-tRNA aminoacylation; translation; glutamyl-tRNA aminoacylation. Gene Ontology annotation, molecular function: proline-tRNA ligase activity; glutamate-tRNA ligase activity; ATP binding. The coding region runs from base 1 to 4731 and encodes 1576 amino acids. Lineage: Eukaryota; Metazoa; Nematoda; Chromadorea; Rhabditida; Onchocercidae. The record is from RefSeq and is a predicted model, not a curated record. The transcript has 27 exons. Gene Ontology annotation, cellular component: aminoacyl-tRNA synthetase multienzyme complex; cytoplasm.
AUGGUUACCAAUGAUGAUGCAUUCCUGGAAUCAACUGAACGAAGGACCGUUACAUUUAGCAUUUCACGUAGGAAUCCAGCUUAUGGAACAGUUCUUGCUCUUUCUGCGACUGGUUUCAGUAUUGAAAAGUCAAUUAUUUUCACUGACGAAAUGUUCAACGAAAUGAUACUAGAUGGGAUGAAAUAUACAAAUGACGCUUCCAUAGCGCGUUUCAUUAUUCGUAGUUCUGAUAAAGCGGGUGAUUUGUUUGGAAGGGAUAUUAUUGAGCAAGCUGAGAUUGAUUUCUGGGUGAUAGCAGUUGAACGGUAUUUAGAGCAUGAUGAUUUGGGGGAUUUGAUGAGAUCAGCUCAAGAAAAAUUAACAAGUAAUUUAUAUCUGUGCCUGAAUCGACGUACACUUGCGGAUAUUAUGCUGUGGACUGUUAUAGCUGCAGAUGCCAAGGCUCAACAACAAAAACCUUUUUCGACAUUCUUUGAAAGUAUACUGUAUGAUCCCUUAUUUGCUGAUGCGCAUCAUGCUAUUGGCAGAUUUCGAAUAGGGACUCCAGAAAAGUUAGAAAACGAGAAAGUGGAGUCGGAAACUACAAUGGCUAUCAAAGGCCAAAAGGAAUCAACUAAAAGUGUUGAAGGAAAGAAAGCGCAAGACCAACUAAAAGAUGAAGGAAAAUUUAUAGAAUUGCCAGGUGCAGAAAAGGGAAAAGUGGUAGUUCGAUUUCCCCCUGAAGCUAGUGGAUAUUUGCACAUUGGACAUGCUAAAGCAGCUCUUUUAAAUCAGUAUUAUCAGCAAGCUUUUGAAGGAGAAUUGAUUAUGCGAUUUGACGAUACGAAUCCAGCAAAAGAGAAUGCUCAUUUUGAACAGGUAAUUUUGGAAGAUUUGAAAAUGUUAGAAGUGAAGCCAGACAGAUGGACGCAUACAUCUGACCAUUUUGACUUGAUAUUAGAAAUGUGCGAACGUUUGUUGCAAGAAGGGAAAGCAUAUGUUGACGAUACGGAUGCCGAAUUGAUGAGAAAAGAACGCGAAGGACGCAAAGAAAGCCGAUGCCGUAAUAAUACUCCCGAACAAAAUUUGGCAUUAUGGGAAGAAAUGAAACGAGCAACCUCAAAAGGACAGAAAUGUUGUGUUCGAAUCAAAAUUGACAUGCAAAGCAAUAAUGGUGCAAUGCGCGAUCCAACAAUUUAUCGCUGUAAAGCAGAAACUCAUGUUCGAACUGGAAAUAAAUAUAAGGUUUAUCCAACAUACGACUUUGCAUGUCCUAUAGUGGACAGCAUUGAAGGUGUUACACAUGCACUUCGUACAACAGAGUAUACAGAUCGUGAUGAUCAGUACUAUUUUAUUUGUGAUGUACUAGGAUUGAGAAAACCAUAUAUUUGGUCCUAUGCUCGACUAAAUAUGACAAAUACUGUGAUGAGUAAGCGAAAACUUACGUGGCUUGUCGAUGAACAUCAUGUGGAAGGAUGGGAUGAUCCACGAUUGCCAACUGUACGAGGUGUUAUGCGACGCGGAUUAACGGUUGAAGGUUUAAAGCAAUUUAUUGUUGCUCAAGGUGGUAGUCGUGCCAUUGUCAUGAUGGAAUGGGAUAAAAUUUGGUCUUUUAAUAAAAAAGUAAUUGAUCCGGUUGCUCCUCGUUAUACCGCUCUUGCUUGUCCAGAAAAUCUUGUUCAAGUAGUAGUUACGGAUAAUUUGGCUGAAGAAUCGAAGAAGGUUUCAUUACAUCCAAAGAAUCAUGAAGUUGGAACAAAAACUGUUUGGUACAGCAAAAAAGUGUUGGUGGAAGAAGCUGAUGCACGGGAAAUGAAAAUUGGUGAUUGCGUGACAUUUAUCAAUUGGGGAAAUAUAAAGAUUUGUGACAUAUUAAAAGAUGGUGAUAGAAUAACAGAAAUCAGAGCGAAAUUAGAUUUAGAUAACAAAGAUUACAAGAAGACAUUAAAAGUAACAUGGAUUGCUGAUACGAAAAUGGGACCACAAAUUCCAGUAAAAGUCAUUGAGUAUUCUCAUAUUAUCAGUAAGCCCAUUAUUGGGAAAGACGAAAAUUGGAAACAGUUCGUUAAUUAUGAUUCUGUGGAAUAUGUCGACUUCAUCGGUGAACCCGCAAUGAAAAAAAUACGUAAAGGGGAUAUUAUUCAGUUGCAACGUAAAGGAUACUAUAUAUGUGAUUUGGAAUAUACGUCAAAAAGCGAAUAUUCUGGUUUUGAAAUGCCUGUUGUUUUGAUUCUCAUACCAGAUGGCAGCAGUAAACCUAUUAAACAAACUCAGACGGCUUCUGCCGUAGAACUGGGAAAAACAAACGGUGAAAUUCAGAUAAAUGGAAAUGCAUCAACAAGUGAAAUGAACAUACUCAAACUUAGUGAACAAAUAAAAGAGCAAGGUGAUUUGGUCAGAUCUCUGAAAGCAGCAGAUCCAAAGGGUGUGAAAACUAAAGAAGCCAUCGCUACUCUUUUGAGCCUAAAAAAGACUUUUCAAGAAUUUUGUGUAAAAGAAAACACCAACAAACUAUCCUUAUCAGAUGAUGCUAGCGAUUUGUAUCAGAGCAUUGAGAAGCAAGGAAAUCUUGUUCGAUCUUUGAAAGCUAGUGAUCCUAAAAGUGAUGAUACUAAAGCUGCUAUUUCAAAGCUACUGGAUCUUAAAAAACACUACAAGGAUAGAACUGGUUCAGAAUAUAAGCCAGGGUCAACAAUUACAUCGCAAAAGCAAGCAGAUGUGACGACGCGAAAUCUAGAAGGACUGUACAAACAGAUCGAAGAACAAGGUAAUAUAGUUCGUGCACUGAAAGCUGCUAAUCCAAAAAGUGAAGAAGCAAAAGCAGCUAUAGCAGAGCUUUUGAAUUUAAAGCAAAACUGUAAGGAAAUAUCAGGGUUCGAAUAUAAACCGAAGAAUAUACUUGUUACGCCAUCCGAUAAUAAACUCAGGAGUGAUAGCGCAAAAUGCAAGGAAGCAUUUGUGAAAAAAAUUGCUGAACAAGGCGAUUUGGUGAGAUCACUGAAAGCAAAAGAUGCAAAAUCGCAGGAAGCAAAAGAUGCGAUAGCGGAAUUAUUGAAAUUAAAGAAGCAAUACAAGGAUGAAUUUGGUGAAGACUAUACCGCCAAUGCUACUAAUACCAAUUCUUCCACUGCUAAGAAAGUUGUGACAGUUACGAAUGAAGAAAGACAAAAAAGUGAUGGUAAAAAAGAAAAGAAGGAAGAAGUUAAGCCUAAAACAACAUUGGCAUCGAUGGAGAUGGUGAAACAGACAAAGUUAGGCCUGGAUGUUAAGAAGGAAGAGAAUUUAGCAGAAUGGUAUUCGCAGAUUAUAAUAAAAGCGGAUAUGAUCGAAUAUUACGAUGUAUCAGGUUGCUAUAUAUUGCGUCCAUGGUCAUUUGCAAUUUGGGAAAUAGUGAAAAAAUGGUUUGACACAGAAAUUAAGAAAUGUGGCGUACGCAAUUGUUAUUUUCCAAUAUUCGUUUCACAAAACGGUUUGCAAAGAGAAAAGGAACAUAUUGAUGAUUUUGCUCCAGAGGUUGCUUGGGUAACACGAGCUGGAAAUUCUGAAUUGAGUGAACCGAUUGCGAUACGUCCUACUAGUGAAACGGUAAUGUAUCCAAGUUAUGCGAAAUGGAUUCAGUCCUAUCGUGAUUUGCCUAUUCGUUUAAAUCAGUGGUGCAAUGUUGUGCGCUGGGAAUUCAAGCAUCCGACACCAUUUUUACGAACACGUGAAUUUUUAUGGCAAGAAGGACAUACGGCUUUUCAAACAAAACAAGAAGCUGAAGAAGAAGUUUUUGCAAUCCUGGAUUUAUAUGCAAAAGUUUAUACGGAUCUGUUUGCUAUACCAGUAAUUAAAGGUCGAAAAUCAGAAAAAGAAAAAUUUGCUGGUGGUGAAUUUACAACUACCGUUGAAGCAUAUGUUCCAGUUAAUGGACGUGGUAUUCAGGGUGCUACAUCUCAUCAUCUCGGUCAGAAUUUCUCCAAAAUGUUUGACAUUUCGUUCGAGGAUCCGGAAACUGGUAAAAAAACAUUUGCAUGGCAAAAUAGUUGGGGCAUGACGACAAGAACAAUUGGUGCAAUGAUCAUGAUUCAUAGUGAUAAUGAUGGCCUAGUACUACCUCCAAGAGUUGCACCUAUUCAGGUGAUUAUCAUACCGGUUGGCAUCGCAUCACAGAUGCAUAACAAAAUAAAGCAGGAAAUAAUUACAAAAAUAGAAGAAAUCAUAAAGACUCUCGAAAACUCCAAAAUUCGAGUCGACAUUGAUUUGCGUGAUAAUUAUUCUCCUGGAUGGAAGUUUAAUCAUUGGGAGUUAAAAGGUGUUCCGAUUAGGCUUGAACUUGGACCGAAAGAUAUUGAAAAAUCUCAGGUCACAUGUGUCACUCGUUAUAACAAACAUAAAUCAGUCAUUCCGAUCGAUAAUUUAUUAGCAAAAUGUUCUGAAUUACUAGAUGAGAUACAUACUAACAUGUAUAUAAACACGAAAAGAAUACGUGAUGAGCGUCAGAAAAUUACAAAACAUUGGUCCGAAUUCAAAGAACUGCUAGAUCAGAAAUGUUUAAUUUUGGCUGCAUUCUGUGGUUUCUCACAAUGUGAAGAUAACAUCAAGAAAGAUAGUUCCAGUGAUGAAUGUGGUCAAAUAGGAGUACCACUAAUGGGCGCUAAAACAUUGUGCAUACCGCUGGAACAGCCUUCGGAACAAUUACCAGUACAUUGUAUACAUCCAAAAUGCAAGGAACAGCCUAAAUUUUAUGCACUUUUUGGCCGCAGCUAUUAA